AUGGAUCUCAUCGAUGAUCGGGCAAUUCUCGAUGACGAAGAGGAGGACGAAUCCUUCGAUGAAGAAACUGGUGAAGCAAGACCGAAGUCGAAUGGCGCGAACGGCCGAUUUGACGAUUCCUCCGACGAAGACGAGGAGGACGAAGAUGAAGAGGCGGCAGCGGAGAUUGCCAAAGACUUCAUUGUUGACGAGGAUGAAGACGACGAAGAAGCGCGCCGAGAACGAAAACGAGAACGGAAGAAGCGCCGCCGGGAAGAGCGUGAAGACGAAGAUCUCGAUGAAGAGGAUUUGGAGCUGAUCGGGAUGAAGCCCACCGAGGAGACGACCGAAUCAAAAUUCAAAAGACUCAAACGGGGACCCCGUGAAGACCGUGAUGCACAACAACAUUACGGCGUCAAUGAUAUCUUUGGUCAUUCCGAUGAGGAAGAGGAGGCGGCCGACUAUAGUCGGCGGAGUCGCCAGGACCGAAGAGGGCUGCAGGACGAGUUUGACGACUUCAUAGAAGAGGACAUCUUCUCCGAUGAAGAGCAACAACGGCAACGUGAAGACGAAGAAGUGGCCAGACACAACCGGCGGGGAAUCGCGGAGCUAGGUAUCGCAGAUGCAGCUGGCCUUGACGAACAGGCUCUGGAAGAUUUCCGCGCUGCGUUUGGUGAUGGAACCGACUACGACUUUGCUCUAGAAAAGGAGGAAGAGGCCGACGAGGAAGAGGCCAAAAAAGACAAGAAUCUUCAUCUCAGAGACGUCUUCGAGCCCUCGCAGCUGGCGGAGAAGCUUCUCACCGACGAGGACAAUGAAAUUCGAUUCACCGACAUUCCCGAACGGCACCAACUGGCUCGGAGACCAUAUCGCGACCUUGAACUGAACGAAGAGGAGGUCAAAGAAGAAGCAGCGUGGAUAGCCAACCUGCUCCUACCCUCGAAAGGGCACGACGUUGCUUACGAGGAACCGUUCAGACGGGCAGUCGCAGAUAAUUUGGACUUGAUGACCCGGCAGGAUUUCGAACCCCCGUUUAUUUACAUGCAUCGAAAGGAUUAUCUGUUGUUUCCUCAGACCAAGGUGGUCGGCGUUCAGGAAGAUGGAACUCCCAAGGUCAUUGAUGACACCGUCAAACUCCUCAACCAGAAAGACCUAUGGCGGAUAUUGGAGCUCGAUCUCAAAUAUCGAGCUCUUAUCGAGAGGAAAAGAGCCCUUCAGAAGACCUACGAAGAUUUGAAAUCGACCAAUGUGCCCGAAGACCUGACGUUCGAACAACUCCUUCCCCGAGCUGCUUCGAUGGAAGAUCUUCAGGAUUUACAGGAUUAUCUAUACUUCGAGUACGCCUCGCAGCUCAAGGAUUUGGCCCUGACCUCGAAUGGCGAGAGCAACGGUGUGAAUAUGUCCCAGAAGAAAGCAUCCACGAGGAGUGUUUACGAGGAAAUUCGUGCUUCCAAGGCCUUCGGUCUCGUUCGUGCCUUCGGUAUAACUGCGGACGCGUUUGCACGAAAUGUCACCAGAGAGGGAGUUCGAACGUACACAGAAGAUCCCUCUGACAGCCCCGAGAACCUUGCUGAUACCAUGGUCGACGAAGAGUUCCCUACUAGCGCCAGAGUGCUCAAGGCCGCGAAAGCAAUGUUUAUCGAACAGCUCGUCACCAGCCCACGGUUCCGACGUCUUAUCAGAGAGAGAAUCUUUCCCCAGGGGGUUAUUGACUGCCAUCGUACCGAAAAGGGCCUUCGCAAGAUCGACGAACAACAUCCAUAUUAUGAGUUCAAAUACCUCCGAAAUCAGAAGUGCAUCUAUUUUAGUGAACGACCUGAACUGUUUCUCAAGAUGUUAAGAGCCGAGGAAGAAGGCUUGAUCGAGAUCCGAGUUCGACUGCCAGGGUUGGAUUCCUUUAAGAAAGAACUCAACAAGCACAUCGAAACGGACAACUAUUCUACCGUGGCAGAUGCAUGGAAUCAGGAGCGUCGCGAAGCCGUAUCGAUUACUGUCGACAAGAUCAUGAAGCUGAUGGCUCGAUCAGUCAAAGAAAAUCUCAAGGACCAAUGCGAGGCAACCAUUGGGAAUGACUGCCGCGAUGAAUUCUAUGCGAAGCUUGAUCAAGCUCCCUGGAAACCAAGAGGGUUGGCUAAGGGCACUACUCCGCGCGUUUUGGCCAUGACUAACGGUGGCGGGACGAUUGGCCGGGAUCCCAUUCACUGGGCUUAUGUCACUGAUGAGGGUAGAGUCAUUGAGCAUGGUCAGUUCAAGGACCUCGGCCCUGGUAACCGAGAACGUGGCAUCUCCGACGGCAAGGACGUUGAGGCACUAUUAGAAGUCGUUCGAAGGAGGGACCCCGAAGUUAUCGCGGUCUCGGGAUGGUGUCCUGACACUCGCAAACUGGUAGCAAACUUGACCACCUUGGUCAGCAACCAUGACCUUCGUGGCGCGACAUACACGGACGACGAUGAUCAAGAUCGAAGCGACCUUUUGGAUGUCAUUCUGGUCAACGACGAGGUGGCGCGCUUGUCAAAAUCGGGCGACCGCAUGAAAGCUGAUAACCCCGGGGUCCCCGAAAUGGCCCUCUACUGUGUUGGGCUAGCAAGAUACAUGCAAUCCCCCCUGAAAGAGUACGCCGCUCUGGGUCGGGACAUUGUAUCCAUCAACUUCCACCCAGCUCAGAACCUGUUGCCGCAAGACAAACUACUGAAGAAACUGGAAACUGCCCUUGUGGACACGGUCACCAUGACGGGCGUGAACAUCAAUGACGCCGUGACGGAUCCCGGGCUGGCAAAUCUGCUGCCCUACGUGGCCGGUCUCGGGCCUCGAAAAGCUUCGCAUCUGGUCAAGGUUAUCAAUCUUAACAAUGGCUUUGUCACAGCUCGCGAGGAUUUGCUAGGUCUCAACGAUAAACAUCAAGCUAUGGGCCCCAAAGUGUGGGCAAACGCGGCCUCUUUCUUGUACAUCGACUUCGACAUGUCAGAUCCAGACUCGGAAUAUCUGGACAACACACGUAUACAUCCCGAAGAUUAUGACAUUGCUCGAAAAAUGGCAGCCGAUGCACUUGAACUCGAUGAAGAAGAUAUUGAGGCCGAGAGACAGGAGGGGGGCUCGGGGGCGAUCGUUCGCCGACUGAUCCGGGAAGAGGCACAGGAACGAGUUCAUGACCUGGUUCUUGAAGAAUACGCCGCACAGCUGGAACAAAAUCUCAACUCCAAAAAGCGAAGCACACUGGAGAACAUCACCGCUGAACUCAACGAUCCCUACGAAGAAUUGAGAAAUCCAUUCCGGGUCAAUCUAGGGGAGUCGGAGAUCUUCACAAUGCUCACAGGCGAGACGAGGGAGUCCCUACAGAGAGGCAUGAAUGUUCCAAUGACGCUGAAGAGAAUCACGGAUGAUCACAUGGAGGGCAAACUCGAAUGCGGGCUGGAUGCAGUUGUCGAGGACCGUCAAUGGGCAGACCCUGCAUUGUCUCCAAAGCAGCUGUACAACAUUCACCAGACCAUUCAGGCUCACAUCACGUCGAUCAAUCGCAAGGAGUUUAUCGUCACUGUGAGUCUGAGAGACGAGCAGUUGAAAAAACCCUUCAGGCGAUACAAUCACAACGAUCGGAACUACGACGAGUGGGACGAGCGCGAAGAAAUUGCAGACAGGAAGCUGCUGGAAGAGAAGACAGAUUUGGGCGGUCGAGUGACCCGAGUAAUCAAGCACCCUCUAUUCAGGCCAUUCAACUCGAAACAAGCGGAAGAGUACUUGGGCAGCCAGAACCGUGGUGACGUUGUCAUUCGGCCAUCAUCCAAAGGCAACGAUCACUUGGCCGUGACCUGGAAGGUUGCGGACGGCAUCUUCCAACACAUUGACGUGCUGGAGCUGGACAAAGAGAACGAGUUCUCUCUUGGAAGGACUUUGAGGAUAGGUGGACGAUACAACUAUUCAGACUUGGAUGAGUUGAUUGUGCUGCACGUCAAGGCCAUGGCUCGAAAAGUGGACGAGAUGUGCAACAACGAGAAAUUCCAGAACAAAUCCAAGGCUGCAUUAGAGGAAUGGCUGACCACCUAUACCAACGCAAACCCCAAACGCUCCAUGUACCAAUUCUGCCUCAACCGUGAGCGGCCAGGCCAAUUCCAUCUUGUCUUCAAGGCAGGCCAGAACGCGAAACUGAUGGACUGGAGCGUGAGGGUUAUUCCACAAGGAUUCGAAUUGAUGAAGCAACCGUAUCCCACAAUGAGGGACCUGUGCAACGGCUUCAAGCUGAUUUUCCAGAACAUGCAUGAGGCGGCGGCGAUGGGCAGGCCCAUGCGAAGAUAG
This is a messenger RNA of Fonsecaea erecta, 4269 nucleotides long. RefSeq lists its product as hypothetical. The record is from RefSeq and is a predicted model, not a curated record. The transcript has 3 exons. Gene Ontology annotation, cellular component: transcription elongation factor complex. Bases 1 to 4269 code for a protein of 1422 amino acids. Gene Ontology annotation, molecular function: nucleosome binding; DNA binding; histone binding. Lineage: Eukaryota; Fungi; Ascomycota; Eurotiomycetes; Chaetothyriales; Herpotrichiellaceae. Gene Ontology annotation, biological process: transcription elongation-coupled chromatin remodeling; mRNA transcription by RNA polymerase II; positive regulation of transcription elongation by RNA polymerase II.